Molecule: messenger RNA, 1692 nt
Organism: Exophiala spinifera
Lineage: Eukaryota; Fungi; Ascomycota; Eurotiomycetes; Chaetothyriales; Herpotrichiellaceae
Exons: 2
Coding region: 1-1692 (563 amino acids)
Source: RefSeq, a predicted model, not a curated record
AUGGCAUCCUUGUUCGUUCGUAGCUCAGCCACAUUUUUCUUGACAUGCGUGUCUCUGCUUAGCCUGGUAACCUGCGAGCCAUGCUCCAACCGGAGCACCUCUAUCAACGGAAAGCCCUUUCCUCCGUUGAUCGAGGCGACCACAGAAAACCUCAUCGUCGGUCUGGAAUUAGGCCUUUUCACUAGUGUUGACCUCGUCAAGGCGUACACGGCUCGCAUUCUUGAAGUGAACGCGACCUUGCAUAUGGUCAUUGAGGUCAAUCCGGACUCUCUUGCAAUAGCUGCCGAACUUGAUGCUCAACGCGCGAAUGGCACUGUCCUUGGACCUCUUCACGGGAUUCCAAUCUUGAUCAAGAACAACAUUGCGACUGCCGACAAGAUGGACAACACGGCUGGAUCGUAUGCACUUGCUGGAGCAAAGGUUCCGAGGGAUAGUACAAUAGCAGCGAAACUCCGCAAAGCCGGCGCAGUAAUUCUGGGAAAGACAAACUUGUCUCAAUGGGCGAACUACCGAAGCUUCAACACCAGCAAUGGUUGGUCGGCCAUCGGGGGACAAACCCAAGGCGCUUAUUAUCCAGGCCAGGACCCUUCGGGAUCGUCUUCUGGCAGUGGUGUUUCUAGCUCUCUGGGUCUAGCUCUUGCAGCUCUCGGCACAGAAACCGAUGGCUCUAUCUUGUCGCCUUCAGAUGUCAACAACCUUGUGGGUAUCAAACCGACUGUCGGUCUUACGGCGAGAGAUCUGGUCGUUCCGAUAUCCGAGCACCAAGACACAGUCGGACCAAUGGCUCGAACGGUGAAAGACGCAGCCUACCUUCUUGCAGCAAUUGCUGGAAAGUCUCUAUAUGACAAUUACACUGACGCAAUUCCCUGGGACACGAUUCCUGACUAUGUGGCUGCCUGCAACUUUUCUGCCCUACGUGGAAAACGCAUAGGUGUUCCCAGGAACCUGAUUGACCUUUCCUCUGAUCCGGCCGCUGCACCUAUCGUCCCAGUAUUCAAUGCAGCGCUUGACAUCUUGCGAGCCGCUGGAGCGACUAUCGUCGACAACACAAACUUCACAGGCUAUGAUGCCUUGAAUGAAGGCAACUACAGCAAUAUCGUCCUUGAGGCGGACUUCAUCAGCGACCUCCCCAAGGAAUAUCUUUCCAAGUUAUCAUAUAACCCGAACAACGUUCAUUCAGUCGCCGACGUGCGAAACUUUACUCAUGACUUUGCCCUCGAAGACUGGCCUGAAAGAGAUACGUUGGUCUGGGAUGGCGCUUUAGAACUGGGCUAUGGCAAUACCUCUCCCGAAUUCUGGUCGAAUUAUACAAUGAAUACCUUCCUAGCUGGGGAAAUGGGAAUUACCGGGGCCUUGAAGAACUACUCCUUGGAUGCGCUGGUGUUGCCUACUGAGUUCUCGCCCAAUUUUCCAGCGCUGAUAGGGGCUCCUGUGGUGACAGUACCACUUGGUGCAUACCCGCAAAAUACCACUGUGCUCGUUAAUCAGUUCGGGAAUUUGAACGCCACAGCUCCGAACGUCCCCUUCGGCAUCAGUUUUAUGGGACCUCACUUCAGUGAGGAAAUGUUGAUCGGUCUAGCUUACGCUUUCGAACAGCGCACCAUGGUCCGAAAUACUAUCAUACCAUAUAUUCAGCCUACCACCGAGCUUGCUGACGUGGUACAUGCGCGGCAACAGGCGAAGAAGACAUAG